AUGUUAGAGGGUCUAAUAGCGGGACUCUUGAACAAGAUUUUAGGUUCUUAUGUGGACAACCUGGACACCAAACAGCUGAAUAUUGGUGUCUGGGGCGGACGUGUAAGUCUUCAAAAUCUUGCAAUUAAGCCAGAAGCCUUGGACAAAUUGGGCAUACCUAUAAAAAUCGUCAGAGGGUUUAUAGGUAAUUUUAUCUUAGAGAUGCCUUGGUCAGAUUUACAAAAGAAAUCACUAAAAGUAAAAAUCGAAGAUAUCUAUCUAUUAGUUCGCCCUCAAGGAAAAAGUUCACUCACCGAGCAACAACUUAAAGAAUACCAGCAAAACUUUAAGCAAGAACAGCUUGACAGUUUUGAAAUCUUAAGAAAAAACUUCCGAGAAGCACUUGAUGAUGUGAAUUCUACCGCAACGAACAGUAAAAAACAAUCCCUCCUAGAGUUUAUGAUUGCUAAGUUAACUGCUAAUCUCGAGGUUUCAGUUGACCGAGUGCACUUGCAUUAUGAUGAUGAUUUAAGCGAUUCCAAACAUCCAUUUUCCUUGGGAGUUACUUUGAGAUCGCUACGAUUACAUUCUACAAACGAUGAUUUCAAGGGAUAUCUAUUACCUUCCGAUCCCCUUCCCGAAAAUUGUAUUCACAAAUACUUAUUUGUUGAUUAUGUUUCUAUUUAUUAUCUAGAGAAGUGCAUGAUACCCCGAACUUACUCUCCCGAAGAGAUCUUUGCCAAAUUACGGGAGGCUAUUCCUGAUUGCAUGCAAUCGCCGAAGUUUGAUUAUAUACUAAAACCAAUGACAGUAGACGGUCACUUCGUUUUAUUUCGACAUCCUGAUGAUCAGAUUAUGCAGUUACGGGGUACUUUGUCGGUUGAAGAAUUAUCCUUCGCUGUUAGUGAUGUCGAAUUUAAAAGUUUAUUAGGCAUUAUAGAUUAUUUCAAACUUAUGUUGAGACAGCAGCUUUAUAUGCACUUCCGCCCCAAAGUAAGCCCAAAGGAUGAUCCUCUUGCGUGGUUUAGGUACACUGCAUUAGUUGUUAAAGACUCCAUCCACCAGAAGCAGAAGCAAUGGGCUUGGAAAUAUUUUAAAUCCCGCCGAGACGAUCGUAUCUUGUAUAUGGAUAUAAUUCGUAAAAGAUAUUUAAAUGAGGAAGUUGAUCGCCAAGGAAUUUAUCUACAAAAAGCAAUUGAGCAGAGGACGAACAUUUAUGACCUUAUUAAAUAUCGUUCCCGUGUCCAUACUUCGUUGCUAAAUGAGAAGAAUCCUGGCUACUUAAAGCUGAAAAAAUCUGCUAUUCAAGGCUGGUUUGACUGGGCAGCAGCACAUAUUCGAAACCCACGAGAUGAUGUUUCUGAUACUCCCAGGUUCACUGAAGAAGAGCAAAAGCAGCUUUUUACUUCUAUAGAAUGGAGUGGACAAGUUUAUCCUAAUAGCGUUGCGUUGAACCCGGAUACUUGCAUUGCUGUCUUUAAUAUCUAUAUUGAAAGAGGAAGCUUUUCAAUAUUGUCAAAAACCGAACAUAAAAAAAUUACGAUAAUUCAGCAACGAUUUAAAGGAUUUGAAACUGAAUGCUUAGUUCGUCCGCGAUCUUUUAAACUAAAGGUUUCCUUAAAAGAUUUGGAUGUUCUGGAUGGGAUCACUAAUCCUAAAUUGCCUCCUAAUAAAGUUGUUUUUUGCAAGCAUUCCGAUGGAACCAAUGAAGGAAAUUUAAAAAUACCAAAAUCUUAUAGAGAACACUUGUUUUUCCUUUUAUUUGAUUCUUAUUCUUUGGAUUCAAAGGCUAGUUCUGUUUUGUUGGUUCACUUAAGAACCCUCAUUAUCAUUUACAAUCGAACUUGCGUUGAAAGACUUAUUGAAUUUUUUCUACCCCCUCGAACGAAACUCGAGCACGUCACAGAAUGGAGUUAUUCAGCUGCUGCCAAAUUUAUGAAUCUAGCUAGGCAAACUCGAGCCAGUUUAGAUUAUGCACUCGAACAGCAUAAGACAGCCGAUAUGACUAUUGACUUACAAGCACCUUUGAUUGUAGUUCGUCAGGUUUGUUCGAAUUUUAAUAGCCCCACUUUAUUUCUCGAUGUUGGCCGCAUUGUUGCUCAUACUCAACUUGUAGAUGAUCAGCUUAUUGAUAAAUUUCGUUGUCUACAAAGUAAACAGAUUGAUUCUGAGCUUAUGGAGCAAUUGAAAAACUUAAUGUAUGAUCGAUUUGUCAUUUCGCUUUUUGAAACAAGGUGUUUGAUUGCUCCGAAUUACGAUGUUGGAAUGUCUUGUUUACCAGUAGAAUCUGAUUACCACGUUUUAAAAGAAUGCUCUUUGGAUAUUAGUUUCGAGGUAUCCAUUCUACAAAAAGCAACUAAUCUAACCAAAUUUCGUGUGUUUAGUCAUAUGAAAAGUGCCGAAAUUAUGUUUACAGACGAUCAGUUUAAAGUGUUAGCCAAUAUGAUGAGUAAUUUGCUUCCUACUUUUCCGUCCAUGGAAACACCAUUUACGACUCAACAAUUUCUUGAUGCAGUCAAACCUCCUGAAUUUUAUGAUGCUUCUGAGUCUUUCCAACAAACAUCACAAGAAUCCUCAAUUAAAUUAGCAAACACAAGGAUAAUUGAAUUUAUAGCUCAGGAGGUGUUUGCCUUUUACUUUACUGUUGAUGGUGCUGUGUGUUCCAUGUGUUGGAGGCUUAACGACAAAGUAAUUCCUAUCAUGCGUGCUUUUACUACCUUUUCAGUGGAGUUGGUUGUUCGCAAAUUUGACUAUCACGUUUUAAUAACUCUUACAGACUUAACCAUUAAAGAGUUUACAUAUCCUUCAGCAUUAUGCAAUAACACGCUGGUGGCUCCAUCUCCAAAUUCUUCAGAUGAGGCUGCUGGUAAAGUUGUUAUUAGUUAUAUGAGUAUUGAUGAGGACUCCCCUGAGUUGCACCCAAUUUACGAAGGUGUUAGGAUUACGACUGGUGUUGCAUUAUCUGAUUUACGUCUCAAUGUAGUACCUUCUGGCUUUAUACUUAUAUAUGAUUACAUUUUAUGCUCAUUCACGCCCUUAUAUAACGCGUAUAAGGUAAACGAAGGAACAAAAAUAAGUGCUGAUGAUAAUGAAAGCCUAAAAGGCGAAAGCUCUUCUAUAAAAGAAAAUGCCAAUUUGCGGCUCAAUCGCAUCAAUAUUCAUCUCUACGAUAGAGAAGUCAACUUUUCCAUACUCAAUCUGGAAAAUCUGAAACUACAUAUGGAAUUUCGGGAUUCGUUUUCUCUUCAGGCUCAUUUUUAUAAAGCCGAAGUUUUUAAGUGUUUGCAUGAUUCCGCAACCCCCCAAAAAAUAUUAUCAAUUGAUAAUGAAGAUUUAUGCAAUUUGCAAUAUGAAAGCUACGACGUCAACAAGCAGACAAUAAAAGGACAAUUACAGCAGGACUCAAGUUUAGAUUUAUCUGUUGGUCCUGUCACCAUAAACUUCAAUGAGGAAUUUUUUAAUACUCUUUAUGGGUUUUUCGUGAAGUACAAAAAGCAAAAAGGCCUUUAUGACUCUGUUAAAUAUGCACCAUAUUAUGAUUUAUAUGGAAAAGAAAAUACACAAACUUAUACUAAGUAUGAAUUUCAUGUUCGCAAUCCUACGAUUGUCUAUGAGGGAAUCAUUUCUCCAAAUGAGCAAACCAAGUCUUCUAUUCUUGUUAACAUCGGUUCAUUUGCGAUAAGUAAUGAAGCUCCCAAAGUUAGCAAUAAGCUUAGGAAAUCUCCGUUCAAGAUGGCGAUUAAUUCUGUUAAAAUUUCUACGUCAAUUUCUAACUUCAAGCAACGAAUCCAACUUUCAAAAAACUUUGACUUCGAGCUAAAUUUUAGUUACGCAACGGAAUUAAGAACACUUUCUAGUAUCCUUAAGAUAGAUGCGAAAACCCCCAAAUUGGAAGUGGAUAUGUGUGAACCUCACCAUGUACUUUUGUGGUCAUUUUAUAAUGCUGCCACUGGCUUUACUGGCCUGGAUGUAUAUCAUUCUGAUAAGCAAUUGAGGAAUGAACUCGCUGCAGCCUUGUCAAGGAACGGAACGACUAGCGCAUUGACUAUACCUGAGAUGACUUCUUAUGAAUUCUCGAUAGCUGUACUGUAUAACUUCGAAAAGUUACGAUAUAAUGUUUUUACUGACGAUGAAUUUGAGGAUCUUACUCAUUUGAUGGCUUUACAUACUGUCGUGGAUUUCUCUCAUAUUCAAGCUGAGCAACAUAUGUAUGCCAGUGGUCGUAACUAUACCGAAUUUUCAAUAUCUGAAAUUCAAUUUUACGACGUAAGCAGAAGAGAACAUCCCACUUUAAACAAAACCCUUCAGUAUCCUGACAAACACCACACGCUUAUUAUAGGUUCACUUGAUUAUGCGACUCAUAUGCCAAAAUCUAACUUAGUUAUUGAGGUGGAUUCGCCGAUGGUGUACGUUAACUUUGACUACUUAUAUCCAUUAUGGUCAAUUUUCGUUCAUUGGCAUCGUGCUUAUUAUAGCACAUUAAAGGCUUUGAAUAGCCGAGCGUUGACGUCCAAAGAUGCCUCCAGUCAAACGGAAGAUUGCACAUUAUUUUACAGAAUCACGUUUGUUGAAUUGUGCCUCGUGUUUAUUAAGGACAUUGAAGCUCCAGUACCAUAUAUUCUUCCUGCUAAUUUUGGGGAACUAUUGAUAACCCAACAAUCAAUAAUGGCUGUAACCGCGAAUAACGUUACAUUGAACGCUCACACACUGGGUGAUAAUUCGAGGGUUGCUACUCAGUUAGUAGAUCCAUUUGGUUUUCGAUUUGCGUAUUCCCUACAUAAAGCCAGCAAUAUGCAGGUUAUGUCGAACAUAUCAUUGGACUUUGAAGCACUGAUCAUUCGGUCUACGUAUCCAGAUUUGUUGUUCCUCCAGAAAGUGCUGCGAGGUGUUUACAAUUUCUACUAUGCGUUAUACGCGGUGCCCUUAAAAGAGGGAGAAGACUUGAACAUAGAUGAAGAAGACAAUCAAAUAUUUACAGAUAUUCCGAAUACGAAUUCUUGCUCACUCUUUGGAAUUAAGAUUUGCAAAGAAGAAUGUUCCCUAACUAUAGACGGAAUUCGGAUCCUAUUGAUUAGUCAAUUGCAUGAUUUACCGAUUGUAAAUUUGAACGUGAAGCCUCUGAAGAUUGAUCUGAAUGACUGGUCAUCUGAAUUAAAUUUGAAUACCCAUUUAGAGCUAUUUAUGAAUUUUUACAACUUUGCUAACUCCCAUUGGGAGCCAUUUCUAGAACCUUGGGCAUUUGGGUUUCACCUGUCCAGGAACCCGAAUACCUUUAAAUGUGCCCUCUAUUUAAUAUCAAGGAAGAAAUUAGAACUGGUAAUAACUUCUCAGCUUUUGGAAACUCUAAGUUUUGGAUUUUCCAAAGGAGUAAACGAGGAUUUACGAGCUUCGUCUGAAACAGAUGCUCCAUACCGAAUUCACAAUCAUACUGGGCAUACCGUGAGUAUUUGGGCUGAUUAUGAAGGAAGCGAUAAUUCUUACGUCCGUAGAUUAGAGGAUGGAAAAGGAACCGAUUGGAAGUUUGAAGAAUGGCGGCAGAUGCAAGAUAUAAUGAAGCAAGAUGGAAACAGAUCAUGUAUAGGCUUACAUUUUGAAAAUGGUAUUUUUGACACUUUACGACGCAUACGAGUGAACAAAGUGGGAGAAUAUGUUUUUCCACUUACAUCUGAAAAUUCACCAGUGAAACAUUACAUAGUGGUUGAUGUUUCUUUAAGCGGAGAAUAUGUUAAGCACAUUUCUUUAAGGUCUCCUUUAUUGCUGAAAAAUGAAAGUAUGAUGGAAGUGGAAAUUAUUUUAUGUGACUCAGUUGGCCAUAAGAAAUCGCCUAUCUACACAAUCCCCCCAAAACAAGUUUGCAAUUUACCUAUUGAAGCUGCUUACGAGAAUUUUAUUCAUAUUCGACCAAUUUCAGAAUUUGGAUAUGCCUGGUCUUUGGAACCUAUUAAUUGGAGACUUUUAACCGAGAAGAAGAAAAGUGUACUUUCGUGUUCCCAACUACAUCAGGCUGAUAAAGUUCCUUUUUGUCGAUUUGCGGUGAAUGCUGAGUAUAGAAACAAACAGAUCGCAUCGCAUUAUCCAUACAUGCACAUUAACAUAACUGCUUUAUUAGAAUUAAGGAAUCUGUUACCCAUUGAUAUUCAGGUCAAAAUCGUCGAUAAAGAAGCAAACUCCACUUGGAUGUCGAAGAUCGAUGUUGGUAAAUGCUCUUACGUUCAUUCAGUUGAUAUAUCUCAUGUUCUGCUUUUGCAAGUCCAAACGUCUAAUUCCGAACUUGUUUCCAGUUCUUUUGCGACAAUUGUGACUAAUAAUCCAGAAGUAUAUGAGCGUGAUAAGUACCUUACAGUGACACUUCAGGACGGAAGAAAAGUCAAGUUAGGUUUGAAAUAUGUUGAAGUUUUCCCAGGAAUUUUUCAUGUUGAAAUUUUUAGUCCAUACGUUGUGAUUAAUAAAACUAGGACGACGUUAGCCAUUGGCCCGAAAAGUGAAUAUAAAAAAUUUGCAUUUUCUGCUGUUAAACUUUCCGAGGGUACCAGUGACGAGGCAAUUCCUUGCCUUUUCUCAUAUUGGAAAAACCACGGCAGCCGCCGGUGCCGUUUACAAUGUAAUAGCUCACAAUGGAGUGACCCAAUUAGCUUUGAUGCCAUUGGCAGUGUUUUCGAAGUCGAUCUUCCCCAUAAAUACAUUCAUGAUCUUGUUUACAAAAUUGGUGUAUUUAUUGAAACAGGACCAAAUGGUUAUUCGAAUACCAAAGUUGUCACUAUAGCAUCAAGGUUCAUGAUAAUUAAUAAUACCCGAUGGACGCUCUCAAUAGCUGAACCUAAUGAAGAAGCCACAAUGGAGAUUCAACCUAAUGGGGAGGAUUUUUUGAAGUAUAUUACGAAAACAGCAUCUCCAAUGAUUCGAGUUUGUUGUGGGGAUUUUUAUGAAUGGUCUUCACCCUUUCUAAUUGAAGAAAUUGGUUCUAUAUAUCUGCGUUUACCUACUUUGGAAGGUGAAAGGUUAAUAAGAGCGGAAAUUACUUUAGAUAUGGCUACUAUUUUUAUUUACUUUAUAGAGGAAAACGGGACCUGGCCAUUUUAUAUAAGGAACGAGACGAAUUUAAAUUUUAAGUUUUCACAAGUCAACAUUCUUGAUGAAGAGAAUAAGAAACGGAACCAAACAUGUGAACAAAAGACACACGAUUUACCUUCUCAUAGUGAGGUUCAAUAUUCUUGGGAUUAUCCUUCUUCGCUAUCCAAGGAAAUUAUUUUGCAGAAUCGCUCGAACAAGUGCCCGACAACAUUGGCAGAAAUCGGUUCUUUAACGCCUUUCAAGAUAAAGGAUGAAUCAGGUGUUUCUACUUUCAUUUCGAGAGACAUCAUCGCAAGUGGAAUUUCGAAAAUCUUGAUCCUAAAACCGGCUGACAUGGCGUCAAUGGUUGCAAAACCAAAAUUUUCCAGUAAGGUAGCUUGUGAAGAACAAGAUUUCACCCUGGAACAAGCCGAUAGUUGUAUAGACUUAUCCGUUAAAUUUAUAAUGGAAGGAAUCGGCAUAUCUCUUGUAUGUAGAAACACGCAAGAACUAGCAUAUAUAACCUUUCAUGGCGUCAAUUUUUUUUAUACUGAGUCUAGCACUCUUCGAACCUUCAAACUGGAUAUUCGGUGGAUACAAGCGGAUAAUCAGUUGUAUGGAGGUAUUUACCCAAUAUUACUGUAUCCUACCAUUUUAUCUCAGGAGGAUGCAAUGAACGAUAACUCCUUGUUACCGACUUUCCAUUCCAUGGUAGCCUUGAUGAAAGACGAUACUUAUGGUGUCACGUAUGUCAAAUAUGCGACGAUACUACUGCAAGAGUUGACGAUUGAAAUUGACGAAGACUUUGCGUUUGCUGCAUUCGAAUUUAUGAAAGAUUCUAUGCCUCAUUCGUUCAAGCCCCCGGAAGAUUUAAUGUUUAACACUAGCUUGCAUAUACGUAUACCAAAUGAUCUCAGUUCUGAUAUAAAGGUUUAUUUUGAAAUUCUGAACUUACAACCAAGUCAACUUCACUUGUCUUUUGUGAGAACCGAACGGAUUAACAAUGCAAACACCUCGGUAUCAUCGCAUAACCCAUUUGUCUACUUUGUAAAUAUUUUGUCAAUGGCAAUCGGCAAUAUUAAUGAUGCGCCGGUUCGUCUGAACGCUUUGAUAAUGGACAAUGCUCACGUAUCUUUGCGACGUUUGUUCGAGCUAGUCAAAAACCAUUAUGAACAAGAGAUGCUUUUUCAAGUUCACAAAAUAGUUGGCUCCGCUGACUUUUUAGGAAAUCCUGUUGGCUUAUUUACCACAAUUACAUCAGGUUUUGCUGACAUUUUUUACGAACCUUUUCAUGGAUUCAUUAUAAGUGAAGGAUCUUAUGAGCUUGGAAUUGGCUUUGCCAAAGGAACUGCAAGUUUUGUUAAGAAAACAAUAUUUGGUUUAACUGAUAGUAUGUCAAAGGUAACAGGCACGAUUUCAAGAAGUCUGAGUGUUAUUACUAUGGACCAAAAAUUCCAGACUCGUCGAAGAACUGCACGCAUUCGAAAUCGACCAGUUCAUCUUCUAUAUGGAGUUACGGCUGGUGCAACUUCAUUUUACACUGGAGUUCGAAGUGGCCUCAGUGGAUUAGCCCUUCAGCCAGUUUUAGGUGCAAGAAGAAAUGGAAUGCCGGGAUUUAUGAAAGGCCUGGGUAAAGGCAUGGUUGGAUUUACUACCAAACCUCUCGUGGGCCUCUUUGAUUUUGCAUCAAGUAUCACGGAAGGCGCUAGAAAUACAACGACAGUGUUUGACGAACGGAACAUUGAAAAAAUAAGAAUGUCAAGACUGGUUCACAAAGACGGAGUUGUUCAUCCGUUUGAUUUGAGAGAAGCUCUUGGCCAGUAUUGGUUGAAACACCUUGACAAUGGACGAUACUUCAAUGAAUACUAUAGGGCACACAUAGUCAUUAAGAGCCAGCAAAUUGUUAUUUUGACUGACCGACGCGUUAUGUUUGUUCGGUCAAAGAGUUUACGGUGUACAAAAGAAUUUCCUCUUCGAAAGCUUCAAAACGCUGAGUUAAGAAAUGAUCGAAAAGUAGCACUAAUUAUGAAGAAAGGCACCUGUUACGAAUUUGUGGUUCCUCAGAGUACUGCCCGAGAAUAUAUAUUUCGGCAAAUACGAGACGAGCUUAGUAACUUGCAACACAUAAUAGCUUACGAGCUAGAGUUACUGUAA
This is a messenger RNA of Schizosaccharomyces osmophilus, 9183 nucleotides long. RefSeq names its product intermembrane lipid transfer protein, chorein family Vps13a. The transcript has 3 exons. Lineage: Eukaryota; Fungi; Ascomycota; Schizosaccharomycetes; Schizosaccharomycetales; Schizosaccharomycetaceae. Gene Ontology annotation, biological process: late endosome to vacuole transport; protein retention in Golgi apparatus; mitochondrion organization. Gene Ontology annotation, cellular component: extrinsic component of membrane. The record is from RefSeq and is a predicted model, not a curated record. The coding region runs from base 1 to 9183 and encodes 3060 amino acids.